Molecule: messenger RNA, 2817 nt
Organism: Nicotiana tabacum (common tobacco)
Lineage: Eukaryota; Viridiplantae; Streptophyta; Magnoliopsida; Solanales; Solanaceae
Source: RefSeq, a predicted model, not a curated record
AUGACAUGGUUCAAUGAUGGUGAUAGGAAUACGAAAUUCUUUCAGGCUCAUGUAAAUGGCAAGAGGAAAAGGCUGCAGCUAAAAAGAAUUCAGAAGAAUGAUGGCCAUUGGGUUGAAGAUUCAGAAGGCAUUGCAGAAGAGGCAGUUAGAUUUUUCCAAUCUCAAUUUCACGAAGAAGUGGUACCUACAAAUUUCCAAAUAAUUGAUCAUGUACCUUACAUGGUUAACGGGGGACAAAACCGGGAUCUACUGAAGCAACCUACUGCAGAAGAAGUGAAGCAAGCUGUAUUUGGACUAAAUGGUGACAAUGCUAGAGGUCCGGAUGGAUUCAAUGGAUUUGUGAAGGGAAGAAGCAUAGUGGAAAAUAUCUUACUGACACGGGAAAUCAUCACUGAUAUUAGACUAAGAACUAAGGCAUGUCCUAAUGUGGUAAUCAAACUAGACAUGACAAAGGCAUACGAUAGAUUGUCAUGGAAUUUUCUGACCAAAGUUUUGAGAAAGAUGGGCUUUGCAGAAAUAUUUAUUGGUUGGGUCUUUGGGAUAAUUUCCAAUAAUUGGUACUCAGUUUUGAUAAAUGGGCAGCCUCAUGGUUUCUUCAAGUCUUCUAGAGGUGUUAAGCAGGGAAAUCCUUUGUCACUUACUCUAUUCAUUUUGGCUGCUAAAGCAAUGUCUAGAGGAUUGAAUGCCCUCCAUUCUAAUCCACACUUCUGUGGAUUUGGAAUGCCAAAGUGGAGCCCUAAGAUCAAUCACUUAGCAUAUGCUGAUGAUGCAAUCAUUUUUUCGUAUUCUGAUACAACUUCAUUGCAACUUAUCAUGAAAGUGCUGACAACAUAUGAGACAGCUUCAGGGCAGUUGAUCAACAAAGAAAAGUCGACCAUAUAUAUGCAUCAUCAAGCUAAUGAAGAGGUGUGGAGAAAGGUAGAAAGACUUACUGGCAUUGGAAGACAAGAUUUUCCUUUUACAUAUUUGGGGGGCCCAAUAUUUUAUGCUAGAAGGAAGAUGGACUAUUAUAAAGGAAUGAUAAAUAACGUGUUGAACAAAUUGCAGUCGUGGAAGGGGAAGCUUCUUUCUACUGGAGGCAGAGCAGUCUUGAUCUCUCACGUAAUACAAAGCAUGCCUAUACAUCUCUUGUCAGCUGUUAAUGCACCAGCCAAUGUAAUUAACAAACUGCACAAGCUUAUGACAAGGUUCUUUUGGAGCAGUUCAAUAGAAGGGGGACACAGACAUUGGGCUUCAUGGGAUAAAUUAUGUCUACCAGUUGAAGAAGGAGGUGUAGGAUUUAGAUCACUGCAUGAUGUAGCUAAGGCAUUGUUUUGUAAACUAUGCCAAAGAUGGGUUCUUCAUUGUUUUGGAUGGAAAAUUGGACUGGUCUGGGGGGCCUUAUACUUCAUCACCCCACCGGAUUUCUUCUGUGAUGAAUCGAUCCAAAAUAUAAAUGAAGUAGUUCAGGACAGGAGGUGGAAUACACAGCUUCUAAGGCAGCUCUUACCUGAUGACUUAGCCAACCACAUUUUACAGAAUAUCAAGCCACUUGGAGAGAGCUUGAUUCUGGACAAACCAUUUUGGACACUUGAAAUAAGGGGUAAUUUUAGUUUCAGAUCUACAUGGGACUAUAUAAGGAUGAGAAGGGAACCUUGUAAUGCUUAUAGGAUGAUAUGGAUCAAAGGUUUACCAUUUAAGGUUUCAUUCUUCAUGUGGAAGGUGUGGAAGAAUAAAAUCCCUUUGGAUGAUUUUUUCAGAAGAUUGGGCUAUCAAAUGGCUUCUAAAUGUUGGUGUUGUAUUACAUCGCAAGAGGAAACAAUGCCACACUUAUUUUUCACUUCUUAUACUGCUAGAAAAGUAUGGCAAUACUUUUUAUCUGCUGCUGGUAUUAAAAUUGAAGGUUUAACAUUUCACCAAGCUGUUGUGAAGUGUUGGACUGCCCCGGCAAUACCAAGAAUAAAACCAAUAAUUCAAGCUUUGCCAUCCAUUAUAGUAUGGGAGUUAUGGAAGAGGAGAAAUUCUUACAAAUAUGGAGAUGCAGUGUCAGUGAAUAGGGUUAUAUACCAGGUAUCAACCACUCUGCAGUACCUGGUAAAAUCCAGAAAGCCAAGUUUACAGAAUAUUCCUCACAAAUGGCCUAAUCUGAUUCAUAUGUUGGAACAAUUUACACCUAAGUUGACAUAUACUAAGGUGAUGUGGGAGUUUCCUGAACAAGGCUGGGUAAAGGUCAAUACAGAUAGGGCUUCUAGGGGCAAUCCUGGGAGGAGUUCUAUUGGAUAUGUUGUGAGAAAUAAAGAAGGAAAUGUAGUAUAUGCGUGUGGCAAAGAGAUAGAAGAAGGCACAAACACAGAAGCUGAGGUGAAAGCCAUUCUGGAAGCAUUGAGAUAUUGUGUUGCAAAUGAAUAUAUUUUGAUAGACUUACAUACUGACUCAAUGGUAGCCAGAAAUGUAACUCUAGGGGAAUGGAAUGUGCCAUGGUCAGUGGUGGGAUAUAUGGGGGAGAUAAUGGAGUUUAUGGAUAGGUGCAAUAUGAAUAUAUCACAUACAUUGAGGGAGGGUAAUAAGUUGGCAGAUCACAUAACUAACUAUGCUCUUGACAUUGGUCCAAUUGAAUGUAAUGGUAUAAUGAUAACUCCCUUACACAGCUCUCACUUGGUGGUAUCAGUACUGUGUGCUCAAUCCAAGGAGAGUAAAGAAAGAGAUGGCACAAGCAUGGAAAGAGAGAUUAAAGGGGAGCAACUUCGUGAUCUAAAGAAACAGAUGAGUAGACAAGCAAUAUUUGAAGGGACUUCACACAGCUGGACUAUGAAUGAGAUACAGUUAGGGACCAAGUAG